Messenger RNA from Linnemannia hyalina, 4401 nucleotides. Lineage: Eukaryota; Fungi; Mortierellomycota; Mortierellomycetes; Mortierellales; Mortierellaceae. The record is from the annotation of a GenBank genome assembly.
AUGAGUCGCUAUCCGUUCCAAAACUCAACGCAGGACCACCACCAACGGUCCCUUCACAAGAGCAGCAGCAACAACAGUAUUGGGACUCAUUUUCAGGAGGGACACCACCGUCCCGAGAACGCCGACUGGAAUCAAUCACGGGACCCCAAGAUCCAAUCAACCAGCUCUGUCAGCUCAUUUGCCAGUUGGUCGUCCUCUCAAGACCCUGCCUUCCACAGUAACACAAACUCGUAUAUCCAACAACAACAACAACAACAACAACAACAACAACAACAACAGCAGCAUCAAUUACAAUUCCAGAGCUCGCAACAACAGUACAACAACAACAACCAGUCACCUCUUGCACAGGCUCAACAGCACCGAGGACUAAGUGCCCCCCAAAGAGGCGCCUCGCUUUCAAAGAACUCGAGUAUCUCGUCCAAUGGUCGGUACCGAAGCAACAGCAAUAACAGCAACGUCAGUAGUAGCACGACCGCGAGCACAGCCAUGCAUUAUCAGCAGCACCAGCAGCAUUAUGGUAAUGGCCAGCAACCUCACCAACAGCACCAACACCAACAGCUCCACCAACUACAACAGCAGCAACAGCAUCAAUAUCGAAGCAACACCACUAGCAUGAGCAGCAACGGCGACCACGAUAACCACUUUAAUCAUACCGGUGGGCCCCCCAAUAACCAGCACAACCACAACAACCAGCAUCUCAGCUACUCGAGUCAAACAAGUACCAGCAGCAGCCAUAACCCACUUUCCUCGUACGACCCUCAACAACACCAACAACAUCUCUACCACCAAAAGCUGCAGCAACAACAGCUCCAUCAGCAGCAAAAGAUCCUCGAGAAGCAACAACAACAGCAGCAGUUGCAACAACGGGCUAGCAAUUCGUCGUCCUUGUCGUUUUCAGGCGACUUUUCUCGGAUGGAUUCGACUGCUACAGUCAAGUCGGACUUUUCUUCCGCCUCCUCCCGCUCCGACAGUUCAACACAACACCACCGACAGCAGCAACAACAGCAACAGCAACAGCAGCAGCAGCAGCAGGAAGCUCCUCGGCCUGCAUCACAAACCCAGCGUAGGCGAGAGCCCACCACGACCAGCUUCACCGUCCUAGGCGCUUCCAUUGCUGCUCCUACCGCUACUGGCAGUGAUAACAAAUUGGAUGCCAACGGGUUGCCCUCUCUGGAUGAUUACGAGGCAAUGCUUGAGCAGAUGGCAUCUCCCAAUUUGGGGCCUAGGGAGGGCCGAUCCACCACCGCCGCCGCCACCACCGCCACCGCCAGGCGUAAGGAGCGUGAGCCUCGGGAGCCCAGGGACCCUCGACCGACCAUGGACCGUGCUGCCCGUCAAGCUAGGAGACAAAUGGAGCAACAGCAGCAGCCUAAGCAGCUGUCAAAAGGUGCCGAUGAACCCUUGAGUCAUGAAAAGUCGUUCCAGGAUCGCAAACUCCGGAGACGUAGCAGUCUGCCCAGCAAGCUCAAGGUGACCCCCAACUUGUUUGCAAGAUUGAGUCGUCGAAGCAGUGGUGGCAACAAAAACAAGUCGUCCUCCUCCCCAACCGAGUCUUCAUCAACACUUCGCGCCCUUGUCAUGGAUAACGGUGGGGCUAUUCCUCCUCCACAGCAGCAGCAGAAGGGUGACAAUGGUAGUGGGCACGGAGACGACUUUUCGGCAGCGGCUAAUCCUUCACUGCAGGAGUUUGCUCAUUUGCCAGCACUCCAGAAGAAGCGCUACUCCUGGGAGAACGAGGACAUUGUCCCACGGAUGGAUCUCCUGUCGGCGACGAAGAACGCCCCUGCCGAACCUGCUCGUUUGCCCUCGUGGCAUGAUCUUGUGGACUCGGAUCUCAACCCUCAAGUCAAUGUGGAUCCCAUCUCUGCUGCUGAUACCUCAGUCCCGGUCCAGGCUGGUGCUCCUGCACCCUACAAGCCUGCCUUGACGACAAAGUCGCACCUCCGGUUGAGCCAUACUGAGGAACUGGAGGAGGAUGUCAUUACUCUUGUGCCUAUCGCCGAGGAGGAGCCUGAAGUUUUGGAGAUGCUCCCUGCCUCAGCUGCCAGGCGCAAGGACUCGAAUGACAUCCAGCAACAGCAACAACAACCACCACCCCCUCCUCCUCCUCGGUCGUCAACACCAGUCUCUCGUUCUCGACCAGGCACACCCUUGGGCAACAUUCGCCCUCCACCUGGACCUGCCCCUGCCACCACAACUGGUACUGCUCCCAUCCCUAUCCCGCUUGCUCGGAAGAUCUCGCCCGCCUCGAAAAAGCCUAAAUCAGGACACGCCAAGGCCAGUCCCAGCUCAUCGAGCUUCAUGCUACAGCCCUUUGCCUUGGGCAACUCUAGACCCCGGGCUAGUUCUUCCAGCAGUAACGGUAGCUUCACCUUGGAUGGGAUCAUCACCCCUCCACCUCCUUCUUCGCCUCUACCAUCUUUGCCGCCACCAUCGGCUCCGUCUUCGUCUUCGACUUUGCAGUAUGGUGGUGGUGGUUCGUUUGUAGACCCGAUGAUGGUCGGUCUUGGAAUUGCCCAUGCUCACCCUGCACCUGUCCCCCGCAGCCGCAAGGCUUCUGCGGGUACCAGGGAUUUGAUCCGCCCAUUACCUCAGCUGUUGCAUCAGAACGAGAGCCGCAUCACACCCAUGGUCCCAUCAUUGACUCCACCCGAGCUAGGCCAGACUGCCGCGGCUACUGCAGCAGCUGUUGCGGCUGCCUCUUCUGCCGCCGAACUGAAAGCCCAGCAGGAGGCGCAUGAACGGGAGCUUCAGUUAACGGUCAAGCAGAUCCAGGAUGAGAAGGAGGCACUUUUGCAGGCGAUGCGCGAGCGUCACGAUCGUUCGCAUACCGAGAUGGUUGACCAGUUGGAGAGCUAUCGGGUCCAGCUUCAAACAAAGGAAGAAGAGAUUGUGAGGAUUCGAGACUCUGAGCAAGGCGCGAUGGAGGCCUUCCGACGGGAUCUGUUGUUGAAAGAGGAUGAGAUUCAGAGGAUUCAGAUCCAGCAGGGGGGGCACGAGAGUUUCCGUCAACAGUUGGAGAAGGAUAAGGUUGACGAGAUUUCGAGGAUUCGUGCGGCUGAACAGGCAGAGAUUGAGAGGUUCCGGGGGUUGAUUCAGGCCAAGGAAGAGGAGAUCUUGAGGAUUCGGGGUGAACAAGAAGAGAUCCAGACGGCGCGGCAUGGUGCCCAUGAUAGUGAGAAGAUCAAGUUGGGUCAGGAUAUCUCCAAGUUGGCUGCUACCCAGGCGCAGUUGGAGAUGGAGUUGAGGAAGGCCCAGGAGGAAGUUCAGAGACUAUCGGGACUUGUUGUCGAGAAGGAGCGUCUUUCGGCGGAGGAGAGGCAGGCCCGUGAGGCGGUCGAGGGUAGGAUCCAGGCCCUUGAACAAGACAGCCGCCAGUCCAUUGAGGACCAGCGCCACUCCCACGAAAUCACCCUCGCAGAGUUGGAUGAUCAGAUCCAGGAUCUGGCCGUCCAGAAGAGUAGGUUGGAAGAGACCAACCUUCAGAUGGAGCAAGAGCUCGCGGCCUUUGAAGCACGCUCCCAGCAAGAAGAAGCACAGUACCGCAUCCUCCAGGAUUCCGUCCAACGAUUGAGCUCUAAGAUGUCGAGAAUGGAGACCAAGCACGCCGAAGAAAUCGAGCAGCACCAGCGGGACCACGAGGAACUCAUGGAUCGCAUCUCUUCUGAACACGCUGACGCCCUUGCCCACCUCACGAACCAACAUCAGGUCGAACUCGAGACCGAACUCGAACAACUCCGUGUCACCUCCGAGAUGGACCUCCACCGGUACCGCCACGAGUCCUCUACCCAACUCGAAGACGCGAAAUCCCAGCUCCUGGAGUCCUUCGCCAAAGACCGCCAAGAGAUGGAGGCCCGCGAACGCGUCCUCCGUGACCGGAUCGAUGCCCAGUCCGACAGGAACGAUCAGCUCGAAGAAGAACUGUUCCAACUCCAGCGCGCUCAGGAUACGAUCGUCAAGGAGAAGGAUAUUCUGGCCAGGACCAACCGGUCGCUGGAACGCCAUGUCUCGAUGCAGCACCUUCAGCAGCAAGAGAACGUCUUCAAGAUGGAAGAACUCGAACGCGAAAACGCUCGUCUGAGAGAGAUCCUCGCAGAUCUGGAUAUCGCCGCCGCCCUUGCUACCCGCCAACAGCAACAAGGCGCCGAGGAAGAAUCGACUGCGAGAAAGGAGGCGGCGAUGGCUGAGAUGUUUGCUCAGCAGCAGCGCAAGUGGGUCGAACAGGUCGAACAGAUGGCCCGCAAGGUCGCCAGAGCUGAGGAGGAAGCUCGUCGGGUCGCAGAGCAGAACGUCGAUCUCAAGGUCGCUCUUGACCUGGCCGCUCAAGCUCAUUCCGCUGCGACUAUCGCCGUUACUUCUGAACGCCCUAAACAUCAGCAACAGCAACAAGCGUCCGCCUAA